Molecule: messenger RNA, 687 nt
Organism: Clupea harengus (Atlantic herring)
Lineage: Eukaryota; Metazoa; Chordata; Actinopteri; Clupeiformes; Clupeidae
Product: testisin-like
Exons: 3
Coding region: 130-630 (166 amino acids)
Biological process (GO): proteolysis
Molecular function (GO): serine-type endopeptidase activity
Source: RefSeq, a predicted model, not a curated record
UUGCCUCUCAUAGUAUCUCAGGCUUGUUGUUGUUUUUUGUCAGUUUGCGGCACAACUCCACUCAACCCCAGGAUAGUUGGAGGACAAGAUGCCCCUGCAGGCAGCUGGCCCUGGCAGGCUAGUCUGCAGAUGUCUGGAAGCCAUUUCUGUGGAGGUUCACUGAUCAACAAGGAGUGGGUUGUAUCUGCUGCUCACUGCUUUUCAAGCACCAAUCCAAGCGGGCUGACUGUCUACUUGGGUCGGCAGACCCAGCAAAGCAGCAAUCCCAACGAAGUGUCCAGAAGCCUGGACAGAAUCGUCUUGCAUCCCAAUUACGACAGCGACACCAAUGACAACGACAUAGCUAUGCUGAGACUCAGUUCUCCCGUUCAGUUUAAUAACUUCAUCAGACCGGUUUGUCUGGCAGCCAGUGGCAGUGUGUUCAACAAUGGCACAGACAGCUGGGUAACUGGAUGGGGCAACAUUGGAGAAGGUGUUGCUCUCCCAUUCCCUGAGACCCUACAGGAAGUGGAGGUUCCAGUGGUGGGUAAUAGACAGUGCAACUGCCUGAAAGGAGUUGGAACGAUCACAGAGAACAUGAUCUGUGCUGGUCUACUCGCUGGAGGAAAAGACUCAUGUCAGGUAUUGUAAUAGUUUGGUGCACAUUCAGCUGUCAUGAGACUGUAGACAUGGAUUGUGCCAAUCUUC